This is a messenger RNA of Spea bombifrons (plains spadefoot toad), 1442 nucleotides long. It is a transcript of the gene DAPP1, whose product is annotated as dual adaptor of phosphotyrosine and 3-phosphoinositides 1. The record is from RefSeq and is a predicted model, not a curated record. Lineage: Eukaryota; Metazoa; Chordata; Amphibia; Anura; Pelobatidae. The coding region runs from base 104 to 913 and encodes 269 amino acids. The transcript is spliced from 9 exons.
AGGUCUGGCUUGCAGUGUCUGUGUAACUAUCUAGCAGGUGCUGACUGAGACAAGCAAGGGCUGUGCCUUUUAAGAAGUGAGAUCUCAUGGAAAAGAUUAAAACAUGACAUUCUAUACACGUAGAGCAAGCUGGAGAGAAGUGAAGUAUGAACCUGAGGAUGGGGAUGAGGAGGACCACCAUGAAGUCAAUGAGCUGGAGUCUCUGCGGUGGUACCAUGAAAACCUGUCACGCCAUGCAGCUGAGGCACUGCUUCUUACAAAUGGGAAAGAUGGGAGCUACCUCCUGAGGAAGAGUGACUCCAAAGCUAACGUAUACUCGCUCUCAGUGAGGGCCAAAGAUUCUGUCAAACAUUUCCAAGUUCAUCAGUGUGGAACGUUAUUGAAGUUUGGUUUCAAUGAGUUUGCAACUAUAAAAGAUUUUAUACAGCACUUUGCUAACCAGCCUUUAAUUGGAAGUGAAUCAGGAACCUUAAUUGUACUGAAAUAUCCCUAUCCUCGUGAAGUAGAGGAACCUUCAAUAUACGAGUCUGUCCGAGUUCACACAGCCAUGCAAACCGGGCGCUCUGAGUCCGAUCUUGUGCCAGUGGCACCUUCGCUGGGCACAAAAGAAGGUUUCCUUACAAAACAAGGUGGACGCGUAAAGAGUUGGAAAACCAGAUGGUUUAUUUUGAACCGGAACGAACUUAAAUAUUUUAAAGACCAGUUAUCCCCAGAACCUAUACGGACAUUGGAUCUAACCGAAUGCAGUGCUGUACAGUUUGAUUAUUCACAGGAGAGAGUCAAUUGUUUUUGUUUAGUUUUCCCACUACGAACGUAUUACUUGUGCGCAAAGACGGGGGCAGAAGCUGAUGAGUGGAUUAAAAUUUUAAGAUGGAAAAUGUCUCAAUUAAAGAAACAGUCAUCCAAAAGAUGAAGAUAACUGUGGAUGGUCAUAGACUAUUUUUUAACAACUAGACUCAGUGCCUUUUUCCAAAACCAUGAAUGUGAGUACUCUCAUGUCAUGCACCAAGAUGAAACUGACAUCCAAGUAAACACCUCUGUUACAUACAAUAAAAUCUGUGGACAAGGAACCUAACCUGUAUGCAACAUGGUUGAAUUGCUGUAUUAUUAACUGACGGCUAGUAACCCAGGAGAAGAUUACAAACUCAGACCCAAUGACAGUUCCGGGUCCAGCUUUGCAUCAUGCUGCAUAUGAAGAGGAAUCUGUGAUUGCUCGUCAACACACAUCUAUUCAAAGAACUAUUUUUUUUAAAGCAUUUAGGUUAUUGACAUUUGAUUUAGUUUAUAAUCUUUGGCUGUGUUGUUUUACCCAUUCCAUUAAGCAAUAGCUCUUUGAUUUUAUCAGCGUAUUUUCAGUUGUUCCCUCCUCUCCGGCCUAAAGAAGUUACUGGAGUUACUGGUUUGCUGUUACUUUUUUAUUAAAAAAAUCUUUGAGCACUAAA